Messenger RNA from Ceratina calcarata, 3165 nucleotides. RefSeq names its product otoconin-90. Gene Ontology annotation, molecular function: A2-type glycerophospholipase activity; calcium ion binding. The coding region runs from base 2236 to 3042 and encodes 268 amino acids. Lineage: Eukaryota; Metazoa; Arthropoda; Insecta; Hymenoptera; Apidae. The transcript is spliced from 5 exons. The record is from RefSeq and is a predicted model, not a curated record. Gene Ontology annotation, biological process: phospholipid metabolic process; lipid catabolic process; arachidonate secretion.
GCCUUGAUACUUCUGAGCGAAAUUACGUUACGAUACACUCGGUUUCACAGCCGGUCUACUUUUUAAAGUGCUAAAUACAAUCUAAUUUGCAUACUUAGUCUAUAGUUAAAAUUCUUUCGGAGGAAAUGGCUUGCAAUCUGGAUAAAUUUCAACGAUAUUCGAUAAAUUUCCAACUAAUGCUUAAUAAUUUUCACGAUGACUGGUUUUGGAACAUGAUACUGUAAAAUGCCAGAAGUGAAAAUUUCAAGAGGCAGCAAUUUCUCAUAGCAUUACCAAAUUUCUAUUAAACGUGUAAUUUCGCGAGUGUCGAAACAGACGAGUCCAUUUAUCGUCGAUGACAGAGUAGUUCGCUUUGUUGCUUGAUAAACGACAAGCCUUUUUUAGAUUGUGCAACAUAUAAAUAGGCAGACUGCGUGCGAAACUAAUAGCCCUGUGUUUUUGCUGUUUGAUGCGCAUUCUUCAAAGAGCACUUUCUCACGAUUUUCGCGCCGUUCCUCUCUGACGCACGGAGACAGAUACUUGUUUGGAGUUGGAGGAAUCGCAACAGAAACCAUUGGAGAAAGGAACAUAGAUACAGUUUUAACUACAAUCUCAAAGGGAUCGUUAGUCUUGCCCGGUUUCGCGAAUUUUACAACUUGCGUCGCGUGCAUUGUAUCCUUUUGAGUAAUUUCAUUGGAAUCGAGAAUGUUACGCUCAAACGGUCGCGGGACUGGUUUCGCGGGUUCAUCAUGUUGUAACGCAGGAAGCAGUGUAUCUGCGAACAGGGAUACUUAACGCGGGUGAAACUGUUCGCCAGCGUUCAUUCUGCAACAGGCCAUUGUUCUGUUUGCUCGUUAUCGGUUUACGAGCGAGUACAAUCUUGCGAUUUCCCGGCACGGCGGCACCCUGCUCCGCAGGCCGGACGAAUCUCGUGUCGCUCGACUGUUUUUCUUCGUUUCGUGAGAGGAUCGGAUAUCUGAAAACCUACUCGGAGGCAUUGUUGCGCGGAAACGAGGAUUUCACGGUAAUUGUUCGUGCUCUGGUCGCUUACGGACAUUGAUCGUGAACGAAGAAACGGAGGAAAAAAUGUAAAACGUUCUAACGAUCGACAGUAAAGCAGCAUUGUUACAGUAACAUCAUAAUUACGAGAUUUCUCUCAAAGGAAUUGCAUUUACUAUACUGGCUUUUACUAAAAUGUUCAAAGUACAGCUUGUGUUAUAAUUGUAUGAUUCUGCUGGUUGAAACUUCCAGGUAUCUCGGUUAUAUUAGACAUCUAUUAUACGCAGCAAGUACCGCUAGAUUCACGUACCAGACCUGUUCACUGUAAAUAUCGUAUAUAGUAGUAAACUACUUCGGGCAGUCGGUCAAUCGGUGAAUUUUCUGCUCUCGAUACUUGGUACCAGCUGCAGCUGAAAAUUAUAUCUCUCUUCGUUUAAAAUCGUUCAACGUUUGAAGCUGAGAAACUUGAAGAGAUCGUGUCUUGCCCUUUGCGCUUGAUUACCGUGGGAAAGAUUCGAGUUACUCAAGAAUCAGAUCGUAUCUGAGAUGAAAUUUCGUUUUGACAAAAGCAAAAAUGAAGUGACCACAAGGAGUCGCGGCAUAAAGAUAAGCCAUCGAACGGACGAUGAUAGGAAGAGAUGAAAUAAAAGGUGAACGCGUCCCAGCCUUUCCGCUUGAAGGAAGCCGUCGAAAGUGUAACAGUAGGUUUCUCGGUGCGCGGUCAAAACCACUGCGUGCAUCUUCCCCGGAUGAAGAGGAUCGUACCGUUCUCUAAGUGCUUCGCGGUCAGCUCAAACGCACCGACUCUCCGGGGUCACGGGGUUCAACAGAAUACUGAAUCACGGGCUCGUCGUCUGUCUACCAUGGAAGGAGUAGAUUUUCUUUCUAGUAGAGGGAACCGAUGGACCAAAAGUGUCUAAUAAGACCGGGCAGCACUCGAUUUGUUCUCCCGCGGUCGAGGCAGCAAGGACUUGGGGCUCUCUGCAGAGCGACGCGACGGUUCACGAAUAAUUUGCUCGUAUUUUGAAGCAGUGUUCCGUGGAAAGGAUACUUGCAUACACUUUUCAACGUCGCAUUCGAUGUUUCAUGUCUGAAUUCACGCACGGCUGGACAAUGUGCAACGCAUAAUGUGUUUACACGCAAGACUCUGCGAUCCCAGUUUGUCGGAACCUGUGAAACGUAAUAUGUUGGAUAAAUUCGGAAAGCUCCGCAGCUGACAUUGGAACACUUCUCUUUGUAUUCGUAAAAACGUACUCGAUGAGUCGUGAAACGAUUGACUGCCCGCCGACCCCUAAUGACUUCGAUCGACUGCAGGUGAUUCCGUAUCGUGGAAGGAUCUUCGUUUGUCUGUUGCUCGUGAUACUCGUAAUGUUGCCCUGUUACGAGAGUCGUGGCAGGAUUGACUCCAGUGUUCAGAAGUUAAUUAAGAAUAGAGAAGCGUAUAAGGUACACAAAGGUAAACCUUUGUCCAAUUAUGUAGAUGAUGAUUGGGAAAAAGAAAGUGUUCGCAUAGAUCGGAAUAAUAACGAUGCAUUGUCGAAUUCAGAGUCUGUUCAACAGCGAAAGAAAAAUACACGCAAAUCUUUAUCUACUAAUUUUACAUAUGAUCACACAAGCGACGACCAACCGUUGAUGCAAGAGUUCGUGCACAAAAGGUUCAAAAGAGGUGUGAUACAUUUAUACAAUAUGAUAGUGUGCUCUACCGGAUGUAAUCCUCUGGCUUAUAAAGGAUACGGGUGCUACUGCGGCUUCUUAGGCUCGGGAUACGUAAUAGAUGGAAUAGACAGGUGUUGCAAAAUGCAUGAUUGGUGCUACGAUGCCACGGAAUGCCCGACGCUCUCCGAGUACUUCGUACCGUAUUACUGGAGGUGUUAUCACGGUUACAAACCAGUCUGCGCCGUCGAGCAUGGAGACUGGGGCGGAUCUGGGUCUUGCGCUCAGCGAUUAUGCGAAUGCGAUCGUUCGUUCGCGGAGUGUUUGAGACAUUACCCUUGCCCAAAGACUAAAGCUGUCUGCACUUCGUCUCCUUGGAGAUUAGUACAAAAUCUUUUUAUGAUCAUGUGAAGGGUAAUGAAAUCGGAAGAAUUCACGGUUUAGUAAUGGUGAGUUAAUAUGCCAAAGAUAAUGAAGAUGUACCCUUCGAUGAUACCGUUAGACUUAUGAGAAUAAAAGGUACAAAUUUUUCUA